CUGAGGGGUUUGAAGCAUAAAUUACACUUGCGAGAAAAUGAAAGUGUGAAGGAGUGAGAAAAGCUUUAAGCAUCAGCUUGUCAGACAGACUUGGUGAUAUGAGUUGAUUCUCUGGACCUGUGGUGCCUAGAAAGUCACACACAGUCCCCAUUUAACCAAGGUACGGGUUUUCGCUCUGUGUUUAGUCCAAAAGUGGCGACUUCAAUAUAAAAUCGCGUACUGUAUCUGGCGAAUUUGGAACCGAACCGUCGAAUUGAUCUGAAUUCAACCAAGCUCUUGGGCUAAUCCGCGUCCUUCAGCACCCCUGCGCGCCUGAGAACCUUUCACGUUUAUUAAUCGCGUUUUAUAAACUCGCUGUGGAUCCUGACAGCGGGAGAACAAAUAACUGUCCCCCGCUCCCCUUUAGCAGAAGAGUCCCACUGAACCUUUCCCAACCGUUGGAAGGAUGAGGGCGAUCUGGAGGCUGGCGGGCAGAGAGCAGCUCAGGCUUGUCCUUUACUGUGCUGUCAUGUUCCUCAAAGUGGACGCAGGCAAAUCGGAGCAGGGCAAACCGUCUGACACUUUCUGCAUGUUCCAAGACAAGAAGUACCGGAUGGGAGAGAGUUGGCACCCCUAUCUGGAACCCUAUGGAUUCGUCUAUUGUAUAAACUGUCUUUGCUCUGAGAACGGGCACGUAGCCUGCAACCGAGUGAAGUGUCCGAAUAUUCACUGCUCCAGCCCCGUGACGGUCCCACAGCAUUGCUGUCGCCGCUGUGCACCAGACGAGCAUCAUAACCCGGCGACUGCUAAAAUCAUCGGCAAAUCCUGUGAAUAUAACGGCACCACCUAUCAGCAUGGGGAGAUGUUCGUGGCCGAGGGUCUGUUUUUGUCGCGACAUGCUAACCAGUGUGCCCAGUGUAGUUGCUCGGAAGGAAAUGUGUACUGUGGCUUGAGGACAUGCCCAACGCUGACUUGUCCAUUUCCAAUAACCGUGUCUGACUCUUGUUGUCAGGUUUGCAGAGGAGAAGGAGACUCCUCCUGGGACACAACAGAUGCAGAGAUAUUCCGGCCACCGUCCAACAGAGAAGCGAGACAUUCAUAUCCACGGACUCAGUAUGAAUCUCGGGGAAACUUCGGGAGUUCUGUUACCAAUUUGCCCAGGAUACCCAGUUCAAGGACACACCGUGGAUUGUUAACUGACCCUCAGCAGGGAUCCGGUACCAUUGUGCAAAUAGUAAUCAACAACAAGUAUAGGCACAGCAGAGUGUGUGUCUCAAAUGGAAAGACCUACUCACACGGAGAGUCAUGGCAUCCAAUUUUGCGCCCCUUCGGACCGGUGGAGUGUGUGCUGUGUACGUGUAACAUAACCAAACAGGAGUGUAAGAAGAUCCAUUGUCCAGAUCCAUAUCCGUGUAAAUAUCCACAGAAAAUCAGUGGGAAAUGUUGCAAAGUUUGUCCAGUCCCAGAGGUAUCAGGGUUUUCUCACGAGGACAGUAAGGAAGUGGGGUGCAAUGAAGAGACUGUUCUUGUUUAUGAGUCACUCUUGACACAAGAAACUGAUCCUCAGAAGUACAGCAAGAAAAUUGCUAUAAUGGCUGACAGUCUUCCAGAAGUAGAGGUCCAUGUCUGGACUCCAGCAAAGGGCAUUGUACACCAGAUAAAUAUGGAGAAAAUAUCGAGGAGAGACUUUGAGAAACAGGUUAACCUUGGAUCUUUCAAAUUUUUCACACAGACCACUCAGAGUCGAUGGAAAAUUUUCAAGGAGGGGGAAGAGCAAAUCAGCGAGCAAUGUAUGAACGAAGGAUGUAAAACAGAGUUAGAGGAUUUGCUGAAAGUUUUACAACUGAACAAGUCAGAGAAGGCACACUGCUGAAGUAGGGAGGAAUGGGAGUGAAAGAAGGUGAGGAGACAUAAUGUGAGAAGAUAAAAUUCUGUUUCUGAAAACCUGGCCUGUAGCUGGACUGCAGUGUGGCUCUGUUGAAAGCAAGAGCACCCUGAAAACCAAAAUGUGUAUCACAAAAAAAAAGUCAAGAAAGUGAAAUCUUUGUAUUUUCUUUCUUCAUGAGAAGGAAAAGUGCCUUUGGAGAUGGAAAGAGAAAGGAGGGUGGGCCGAGCAUGUAUUUAUUUGUAUUAUAAAACACUAUUGAAAUUACUUAUGUGAUCUUAAUUCUUAGAGUACAAUUAGCCUACCAAUGUAUGUACAUUAAUAUCCAUCACGUGUAAUGCAUAACUUGGUUUUAUGUAAAGUUUCUUUCUUUAUCCAAUAAGCCUGCAGAAUACAUUGACAUUAACCUUGAAGGUAUUUGUACUUUAUUUAUGUACUGACGUUGUUUCAUGCUUCUUUUUUUGA
Messenger RNA from Pristis pectinata (smalltooth sawfish), 2329 nucleotides. RefSeq names its product chordin-like 2 (gene chrdl2). Gene Ontology annotation, molecular function: protein binding. NCBI's taxonomy places the organism in Eukaryota, Metazoa, Chordata, Chondrichthyes, Rhinopristiformes, Pristidae. The record is from RefSeq and is a predicted model, not a curated record.